Messenger RNA from Trametes versicolor FP-101664 SS1, 426 nucleotides. RefSeq lists its product as uncharacterized. Bases 1 to 426 code for a protein of 141 amino acids. The record is from RefSeq and is a predicted model, not a curated record. The transcript has a single exon. Lineage: Eukaryota; Fungi; Basidiomycota; Agaricomycetes; Polyporales; Polyporaceae.
AUGCAGGAAGGCAGGCAGAUGGGCGUGUUCGCGGGCGUGUUCGCGGGCGUGUUCGCGGGCGUGUUCGCGGGCGUGUUCGCGGGCGUGUUCGCGGGCGUGUUCGCGGGCGUGUUCGCGGGCGUGUUCGCGGGCGUGGACGUGGGCGUUUUCCCCUUCACGUGGCUCACUGUACUCUUGUUUACUUCCGCCAGUGCUCUCGCGCCGCGCCACCCGUUUACGUCGACACAACGCCUCGGCGCCUCCUAUGCCGCCGCAGCGCCUCACCGCCGUCUGCGCCGACACGCCACCGCGCCUCCAGCAGUCCACCCACCUAUGUUGAUACAGCAUCGCGCCGCCUUCAAUCCAUCCUUGCGCUCCUAUGCCUCGCCACGCAAUCGGCCCGACCGCAUGCGCCGGUGCAUCACCGUGAUACCAGUCACUGCGUAA